Messenger RNA from Drosophila nasuta, 379 nucleotides. RefSeq lists its product as uncharacterized. The record is from RefSeq and is a predicted model, not a curated record. NCBI's taxonomy places the organism in Eukaryota, Metazoa, Arthropoda, Insecta, Diptera, Drosophilidae. The transcript is spliced from 2 exons. The coding region runs from base 31 to 360 and encodes 109 amino acids.
AUUUCAAUAGCACGAGAGCGCGCGUGUGUAAUGAUCUGUCGCUCUGGAUCAUGGUUGUGGAUUAAUGAACUCUUGUUUCAAAUUUAUGUCGCCCGCCAUGCGGCAUGCUCCAUGUUCCAUGUUUCACGCGCCUCGAGCUGCGCGCCGUGCGUCGAGUUCAGUCAACUGUCUGGUGGUUGCUCCAGUUAUGAGACCAUUUCGUUGUGCUCCAAAAAUCAUCGGCACCUCUCUCGCACCUCCUCCGGCCUUCUGUUGGUUCAGUUGGUUCCGCAAAACGUGCCUCACACCUUGUCUCACCUCGUCCCAUUAAUGCAAGUCACGUCCCCGGCAAUUACAUCCGUCAGAUAUGCAGAGGAAUAGAGCAGUGUGAGUUGCUCCA